This is a messenger RNA of Vicia villosa (hairy vetch), 684 nucleotides long. Its product is annotated as L-Ala-D/L-amino acid epimerase-like. Gene Ontology annotation, molecular function: hydrolase activity, hydrolyzing O-glycosyl compounds. Gene Ontology annotation, biological process: carbohydrate metabolic process. The record is from RefSeq and is a predicted model, not a curated record. The transcript is spliced from 2 exons. Bases 1 to 684 code for a protein of 227 amino acids. NCBI's taxonomy places the organism in Eukaryota, Viridiplantae, Streptophyta, Magnoliopsida, Fabales, Fabaceae.
AUGGUAGUAAUCGACGCCGUUGCGAGUAGUCUUCGAGUGCCUUUGUGGAGGUUUAUUGGUGGUGCUUCAAAUACCAUAACCACUGAUAUAACAAUCCCGAUUGUUUCUUCAGCUGAAGCAGCUGAAUUAGCUUCUAAGUACUAUAAACAAGGAUUCAAGACUUUAAAGCUGAAAGUAGGAAAGAAUCUGAAUGCAGAUAUAGAAGUGCUUCAAGCCAUACGUGUUGCUCACCCCGAGUUGGAAGUUCUCGAGAAAUUACACGAAAUGGGGUUGACCCCUAUUCUAUUUGAGCAACUAGUUCACAGAGAUGAUUGGGAUGGUCUUGGAUAUAUGAGUAACAUAGCAAGAGAAAAAUAUGAAGUAUUUGUUGCAGCUGAUGAGAGUAACACUAUUAAAGAUAGAAAUGAAUUGAUGGAAAUUCACAUACCAUUUUACUUAAGCUCCAUUAGCAAGGGUGUGGCAACUGUUAUGGUAUCUUACUCAAGUUGGAAUGGUAUGAACAUGCAUAUUCAUAAUGAUCUUAUUACUGGGUACCUCAAAAAUACUCUCCAUUUCCAAGGCUUUGUCAUUUCAGAUUAUGAGGGUUCAAAGUCUGCUGAUUCUGCUGCGGUGACAAUUGCCACCAAUAUGGUUGGUCGUGGGACGGAUAUAAUCCUUGGCAGAAAUGCGGAGUUUAUGGAAUGA